AUGUUCGUUAGAGCACAAGUUCCAAAAAGCAGAACUUCAUUAACUCCAUAGAAUUUCAAACCAAUUUGCAUAGAAUAACGUGGAGAUUGUACUCCAACAAGAAGCAAUAAUAUUAGUUACUAUGAACACAGUAUUCUCAUUUAAGAACCAUCUCAAUAAUCCUUAUAGAAUUAUACUGGAAGAGUUGAAGAGAAAGUGUAAAAGAAAGUGAUCAAUUCCAGUUCCUCUAAUUUGAGAAAUAGAUACAUUUCAGACAAGGAAAAUUUAGUAAGGGUUCCUGGAUAAUCCUUUGGAGGGAAUUAACCUUCAAGUAAGGAAUUAAUGUAGGUUAUAAAUAAUCUAAAAAAAUAAAAAGAAGACAUUUGUUGUACACUUUCUGAGACACUCAAAAAAAAUACUCUAAUUCAAGAAUAAAUUGAUGUAAUUAUUAAUAUAAAAUAAUUUAGAUUGUUAAUAUAGAAAUGGAAUAAUAAUCUCUUAAUUAUUAAUAAAGUUUAGAUGAAUUUAUGAAUGAAUUUAAUGAACUCACUUAAAAAAUAUCAUAGUUAGAGGAACAGAAUACUAAAUUAUUUGAAUAAAAUGAACAUUAGAAAUGGUAUUUGUAAUAGAUUUAAUGUUAAUCUUCAAGGUAUUAAAAAUUUAAUAUGAAUAUAGAUUUAAUUAAACUCACAAUUUUGGAACAGGUUGA
Molecule: messenger RNA, 688 nt
Organism: Paramecium pentaurelia
Lineage: Eukaryota; Ciliophora; Oligohymenophorea; Peniculida; Parameciidae
Source: the annotation of a GenBank genome assembly